CAGAAUCUUGUUUGACCACAUUCUCUAGUGCUUGACUAUGUAUCUUAGUCAACAUCAGUAUGAGUGCAGGUCUUCUUCUACAAAUUGUUCUCGCUGGCACCGAAACCCACUACGCAAACAGAGGACUAAUCGAUGAAGAGCGGCUCGAGCAUUUGCUAGUUGCGGGAAAACAAAUUCUUUACAAGUCUCACCAAGAGAGUGAUGUCCGGUCGUCGUUGGGAUUCAACCCUAAGGUGUGGGAUGGCCUGACCAAAGUUCUCACAGUCGCCAUACCUGCAUUGGAACAGCAGUCUUUCGCCUGGAAGAAUCCACCUGCCGCAAGUUUCAAUGGCAGCAGUUCAGAAUUGAUCGCUGCACAUUACCUCUCUCUUGUAAAGGAUAUCGAACGCCUAAAUGAUCUAUGUACGAUAGCACGGAACCUUUUAGCAACGACCAAGAAGGCUCAAAACCUCGCUGCAGACAAAGGGUUUGACCAACAAAUUCUCAAACUGAUCGAUGUCUGUGUCCGCGUGACGGCUCGAGGCUAUGAUGGGGAACAGAACCAGCGAAAUGAAGAGCGGUGGCAAAAGGUCGUCAAUCUGUACAAGAGACUACUCAUAACAUGCCUACAAUUUCUACACAACUUCAUCAUGCACAAUGAACAACGCAAGUUGGUGUUGUGGCUGGACCUCUUUGGCCAGGCGCAAGCACAUGACAGUGAUGAGAAUUACUCCCAAGGGCCAGAGACGGAGGGUGUCGCAAACGAUCAGGAUGUGAACGGUAGGGAAGAGAUGAUUCGAUCUGCCGCCGAACAGAUCUCCCGAAUGAACCCUCGAGAAGCAAGCGAGAAACUCGGUUACAACAUUGAUGAUAUCCAUGCCCUGUUUGACAUGAUGGGUCCUGGAACAAGUACAGACGCAGAUGAGGAGAAGCAGGCACAAAUGAAAAUAGUCAUGGACAGAAUCAAAAGCGACAUGGCUAAAAUGGCAGGUAUGACAGUCAAGCAAUUGGAGUCCGCACCAGAAGCUGUGCUCAAGGUUGGGGCCCAGCUACGCCGUCAGAUCCCGUUCAAAGAGGCUGUGAACACCCAGAGCGGACUGGAUGGCGAAAAGGCUGCUACGACUGGCGAGUCCAAUCAUGGCCAUACCCGACCCUCCCAAUGGAAUACGCUGUCAAAAUUGAAUGUCGAAGGCGGACUCGUCGAUGCAGACCAGACUAUAAAAGAGGAGGAUCUGACUAUGCCCAGAACUGCGCAGUCCGCGGCUGCCACUCUUAAAGAAGCAAAAGAUGAACUCAUGGCUCGGUUGCACGAGUCAGGUGCGAUGGUCGAUGAGAAUGGUGACAUUUCCUAUGAUGAGGAUGGCAAUCCUGAAGACUAUGAUGAUGACCUGGUUGAUAGCGUCGAAGAUAGUAUGGAAGACGAAGAUGAAGAAGACGAUGAUUACCGUGGCUCCGGAGAUCAAGAGAGAGGUUUGCUCACCGACGUGCCUCUGGUACUGGGGCCGACGGAAAUCGAAGCACUACCCAUGAUCAUCCAAGCCGGUAUAGUCGACAACUUUGGCUCAAAGGCAAGCGAGCGCAACGGCACCAAGAAUAUGCAAGCUGUUCGCUGUCAUAUUCUGCUAGCCCAGGAAGCGGGACGGAAUGUCUUGCGAGAAUUGUUGAUCUUCAUUGCCGCGUGGGACCUCCCUGACGACGAAUUCUACUUCAAGAUGAUGGUUCAGAUCAUGGAGGCGAUCCUCAAAAACGGACUCAUGUCUCAUGCCUAUUCAGAUUUUGGGCAACCGAAAGAUAUCAUCUCCCCUGCUCAAGCUGUGGUCAUCAAGAUUCUCACCCACAUCUUCCGUGCAAAAUACAGUCCGGCGGCGGUUGUCCAAAACUCGAAUGAGCAACCUCACCCAAAGACACGUGUGCCUGCUCCUCUAAGCAGAGUCGAUGUUCUGACCGUACGCUACAUCUUCAUUGUUUUCCGGGGCAACAUCAUACCGGAGACCUGUGCUUUAAUCUAUCUUCAGGGACAAAUACGUGCAGGGCUUGCAUUGGCUGAAGAUUUCCCACUUAAUCUGUGGGACAUGGAGAGGGUUUAUGAGGGGGUUUAUCAAUUCCUCGAAUUCUUUGCUGUUCUGACCGAGAACAAUGACUGGAAAAAUAUCCUUGUCCAGUGGGAAAUCGUCUACGAUCUUGUCACUCUGAUCAAGGAACUUGAUAAUAGCAUUGCCAAAGUUCCCUUGACCAAGACAAUGCCACCGCCCAGUAAUAGUGCAACACCAAAUGGUCCAAAACAAAUUGGGACCGAGUCGGUUUCGCAAACGUCAGGACCCGUCGCCGUCGAGCGGCCAUACGACGUGGAUCCCGUGACGCAAAAAGCGCAAGACGCGGCCAGCACAGACGCAGAUCCUUCACCACCAAUGUCAAAAUCUCCUCCACCACCCCAGGUUGCCGAGGAGCCUGCCGACUUUGAAUGGCGCAAUCUUAAGAAGCUCAUUGUUCUUGUCCUAUCAAGUUUGGUGUGGAAGUCUCCAACGGUGCAGAACCAGAUCAGAGAGUAUGGAGGCGUUGACACAAUUAUGAGUUGCACGAACUAUGAUGGAUGUAAUCCAUACAUCAAAGAGCACGCGAUCAUGUGCAUCAGAUUCCUGCUGGAGGAUAACCCCGAAAACAAAGCUCUGGUGGCGCAGUUGCAAGCACGAGAAAUGGCGCCGCUUGACGGAGCUACUCAGGAAGUCAUGGAUAAGAUGAACCUCAAGUUUCAACUCGGCAAAGAUGGGAAAGUCGAGUUGAGCGAAAAGGAACUUGCGUACCUGAAAAACAUUCAGGCCGAAGCUCAACGCACGCCGAUGAAGUUGAGCAACAGCAACAGAGAAAACGACAGAGGUGUACCUGUCACGAAUGGUGCAGGUGUCGAAUCGAGUACAGACAAGGGGAAGGGCAAAGAAAAAUCGACCGACGAUGAUCUCGAGUUUAUGUAGUCCAUCAGCUGUGGUACGAGAUACUGGGUUCGAAAAAUGAGCAAGGAUCUGAAACUCCGUGUCAGGGAACGAUUACUAAACAACUGGGGUCGCUUUUGUGUGGAAGCUGGAAGAGACUUCCUGUCUUUCCAAGACUUUGCCAAACUCACGUAUUGGCUUGAAGCGAACCGGAAGAGAUCGGUCAUCAAACUUUUGGGGAAACCUGCUGCCCAACAAGGGUAGUAGGCACGGAGUGUGCAGGAUGCCGAAUGCGGAAUGAAGAACUUGUUAUUGUUAGUUCAAUACCCCGUACGGACGGUAUUCAAUAUUGGAAGGGCGGGGCGUGGAUGUAUGUAUCCUGACUCGCUCCGGAUGAACAUGGCUAUUUACCUAGGUAGACGUCAACCACUUGUGUUGCUGUCCGAGUUGGUGGGCUACUAUGGAAGAAACAAUUCGAUUCAAUUUUCUUUUCUCCAGGAGGCUGUCUUGAU
Molecule: messenger RNA, 3418 nt
Organism: Exophiala oligosperma
Lineage: Eukaryota; Fungi; Ascomycota; Eurotiomycetes; Chaetothyriales; Herpotrichiellaceae
Exons: 2
Coding region: 60-2948 (962 amino acids)
Cellular component (GO): cytosol
Source: RefSeq, a predicted model, not a curated record